Molecule: messenger RNA, 3323 nt
Organism: Ananas comosus (pineapple)
Lineage: Eukaryota; Viridiplantae; Streptophyta; Magnoliopsida; Poales; Bromeliaceae
Exons: 13
Coding region: 1-2250 (749 amino acids)
Biological process (GO): signal transduction; regulation of transcription by RNA polymerase II
Molecular function (GO): DNA-binding transcription factor activity, RNA polymerase II-specific; RNA polymerase II cis-regulatory region sequence-specific DNA binding
Source: RefSeq, a predicted model, not a curated record
AUGGCGAAUAGGAACGAGCGCAAGAGGAACUACUCCAGGCUACCGAGUCGUGCGAGUAAGCCUCGAUCGAGUGCGCUGCGGCAGCAGAAGCAGAACCGAAGCGAGAAGCCGAACCGCGUGCGGCGCGGCGGCGCGGCUUCUCCCUCUGCUUUUGGCUUUACUGCUCGAGCUCCGCAGACCUUCGCUCUCGUGUUGAUGAUUUAUGGAGAUGCUGUGAAUUUCUCCUACUUGGCGAGAACUUUAAUUUUCCUUUCUCUGUUUUCACAGACGACUUCAGAUGUUCGAGAAGAUGUCCCGUUUCUAGCUCUGAGCGAGGAGAACAAACUGAUUCUCUUUCCUUUGGUGCUCUUACAUAAAGAAGCUUCAUCUGCUGGUAGCUCCUUUCCAUGGACUGAUCUGACACAUGUGUCUGCUAUGAAUGAAUGUCCACUGGAGAAAUGGGUUCAUGUUGGAUGUGAGGUAGCCAGAAAGAGUGUGCGCCUUCACAUUGAUGGUAAUCUGGUUUCUGAGAUGAAUCUAUCGUCCUUAUGUGAGGACCAUAAAUAUCGUGAUGAUUUGAAGAGAAUAACAUUGGUCGGUAAUGAUGAGAAACUUGAGGGCUAUGUCUAUAAUAUUCAUGUUUUGCCUCUAUCGACAACAAUAAAACAACAGUAUGAGAAGAAUCCACCAGUAAAAUUAUCCCUUGAUGGUUCAUGCUCCUCCGAUGGUGUUGAAGAGGGUGGUGAUGGUGUUUGGAGCAUUGUAGGUGGCAAGGCUUCUUGUCGUAGAAACUUUUCUCUGGAAGUAGUUCUAUUAGAUGCCUUUGGUCAGGCAGUGCACAAGGAAAUGGAGAUUGCUGCUUCACUUGUAUAUGCAGACAACGGAGCACCUGUUGAAAAAUCUCGAGAUGAAAAAGAAGCUCCACUACUUACAAGUUGUGAUGGACUGGAAUACCCUUCUUCAGAUAAGCCAGUAUCUCUUCUUCGUGGCCGUGCAUCUUUUAAGCUUAAAAUUUCUCAGCUCUCUUCUAAAUCCGACAAUAGGCUUUUUCGUGUUCGCUUCCACUCAUUGCAUAAUACUCAAGGAUAUCCUUUUCGUGAAGCAUACUCCCAUCCUAUCCGCUGUAUCUCACGGAACCGAAGUACCCGGCCAUAUGGGUCUGGAAAAAGAGCGACUUCCGCAACCCUACUUCUUGACGAACUUCAUUCGCUUAAAUUAAAUAAUGGGCAUGGAUUAAUUCGUGAUUAUAGCAAAGAUAAUCACUCGCAAAAGGAAAGUCGGAGUUCAUUUGGGUGUAGCUCACCUCCUAAGCGUUUUAAGAUUGAUUAUGAUGGAUCACCAAUGGCGCUUGAUUCUAAUGGAAUGUCAGAACAGCCAUGCAAGACGAAUGCGGAAGUAAGAUCAAAUAAUACUGAAGGAAGCGGUAGUGCACCAUCUGAUUCUGAGAGUACCGAUGCCAAAAACUUUGAAUCAAGAUGGAUGAGAGAUUCUACAGAGCCCUUUUCAGAUGCGUUGAUAUUUAGAUACUGUUUGGAAGGCACACACGAGCGGUCGAAGCUACUAAAAGAGGCUGUCAAUUUGGCCAGUGAUGAAGAGAUGGCUAAUUUUGCUGAUCAGAUUUGCCUGUACACUGGCUGUUCUCAUCACCGAAACCAAAUAUUACUAUCAAAGAGGUUGAUUCAAGAGGGGGCGGAUACUUGGACCGCAAUCUCAAGGAACAAUAACCGUGUUCUAUGGUCGUAUGCCGUUCCUGAGAUUAUCCGAAAGUUAAUGUACAUUGCUUGUUCUGCUAAUAGGGGUUUAUCAACACAGGACACGGAGGUUUUGCGGCAAAUUGCUGGAUGUGGUGAUGAUUUGGGGAGGGAAGAGUUUGAUAGGCUGUGGUAUUGGCUAUACCCUGUAGCUUUUUCAUUGACCCAUGAGAAAUUAAAGAAAAUAUGGGAAUGUACAUCACCAAAAUGGAUAGAAGGGUUCAUUACAAGGGAGGAGGCCGAGAAUGCGCUCAAAGGUCCUCAAGGACCACAGAAGCCGGGCACCUUUGUUUUAAGAUUUCCUACAUCUCGCAGCUGGCCCCACCCCGAUGCCGGCAGUAUAGUUGUUGCUUAUGUUGCCUCUGACUCCUCUAUUCGUCAUAGGCUUCUUUCUCUCGAUCUUAGUGAUGACAGGGAAAAGUAUUUGAGACCACUACAAGACUUGCUUCUGGAAGAGCCCGAAUUAUCCCAUUUAGGAAGCAGGGUCACUCGAAAUGAAAGUGCUGCUUACAAGAGCUGAAGCAUGACAUAGAAGUUUCAAGGAAUGGGCUGUUGCGACUUGCGAUGGUUUUGGUAACCCUUCUUGCACAAAAAAAUUUUGGUUUAAAGCAUAUAGACUUACCUGAACUAUAGCACAUUUUGAGACGGAUACAUGAACUAAGAAAAUUUUGAUAUUCCUACCUAACUUUAUAGUAUGUUUAAUAUAAGUUUGUUCCUACUAAAAAUUAAAGGUAUUUUAAAUUUUUGCAGACAAUAUUUUGUUAUUCAACAAAAAAUUCUGUCGUGCAAUGGAAUAUUUUAUAAUCUGUUUAUGUAAAUUAUUAAAAUCUAACAGAAUGUGACAAAACUUCUCUAGAAUUUUUUUUUUGAAAUCAAAAGAAAUAUAAGGUUUAGUAGUAAAAAUCAAACUUAUUGGAUUUCAGGACCUCUUUUAAAAUGCACUGUAGUUUUAGAUAAGGUCCAAAAAUUUUCACCAAAAGUUUUCCUGUUGUUGGUGCCGUAAGAACGCAUUAUGUAAGAUCUGCAGCUAUGCAUGUAAAACUGCUUCCGCAAGGUUACUGCAGGAACACUUAAUUCUGAAGCAGAAGCCAACAUGUUGGAGUAUCACGGAGAGAGCAACUGCAACAGUUCUUCACAAGGUGAUUACGCGAGACUGCCAUAUUAUGUAAAAUCUGGUGCUAGGCAUUGCUGCUAACUAGUUAUGGCUGAGUGAUCCAUGUUAUGGAAGAUUAGGGUCGGUCGGUUAAUGUAUUUACCGUAGUAACUAUUUUCCUUUAUCAGUAAUGCUAUUUUAGUUAAAUUCUCGGGACGACUUUGAACUUUUAAUAGAAGAAUGAACAUUCUUACCGAACAGUAAGUACUUGCAUGAGAAGAUGAUGCAGUAACCUACAAAUCUUCGAUUGGAAGCUUAUUCUGUUCGAGUACGCACGCGGUGGAUAGAGCGUCAGCAGCAAUUGAAAUUUCGGGGUUACAUUGCAUCAGCAGUUUUAAAAUUGUAUUGUGGUCCAUAAUUUCAAUGCGUCUCUGUAGAUGAGUUAUUUAUGUUUUAAAAGUUAUUGCAGUGAAGUUUUACCAUCGAGUAAUGCAAUGAAA